AGGCGACGCCGCCAUGAGCAGCGCUCCGCCGGGCCCCGCCGCGCCGCGGCUGUGCUGCCUGGAGAAGGGCCCGGACGGGUACGGCUUCCACUUGCACGGCGAGAAAGGCAAGCCGGGCCAGUUCAUCCGGCUGGUGGAGGCGGGCUCGCCGGCCGAGCGCUCGGGGCUGCGUGCCGGGGACCGGCUGCUGGAGGUGGACGGAACGAACGUGGAGCGGGAGAGCCACCAGCAGGUGGUGGAACGCAUCCGUGCCGCCCCCGGGGCUGUGCGCCUGCUCGUGGUGCAGCCCCAACCCGAGGAGCAGCCGCCUAAGACCCACAGUGACCCCGACGGCGAAGCGCAGCGGGAGGUGCCGGCGGCGGAACCCCCGGUGGCGGAGCGGAGCGGAGAACCCGAGGAGCGGGAGCUGCGUCCCCGGCUGUGCCACAUCAAGAAGGGCCCCAACGGCUACGGCUUCAACCUGCACAGUGACAAGAGCCGCCCGGGGCAGUAUGUGCGCGCUGUGGACCCCAACUCACCAGCCGAGGCCGCGGGGCUGCGCGCCCAGGACCGCAUUGUUGAGGUGAAUGGGACGUCCGUGGAGGGCAAACAGCACGCAGAUGUGGUGGCGGCCAUCAAGGCGGGUGGCGACGAGACCAAACUGCUGGUGGUGGGCAUGUUGGCCGAUGAGUUCUUCAAGAAGUGCAGGGUUCUGCCCUCGGAGGCGCACCUGGCAGGUCCCUUGCCAGAACCCAUUGCCAAUGGUGAUAUAGAGAAGGAAAACGGCAGAGAGCCGCGGCUGAACUCUGUGUCAGAGAGACCUCCCAGCCCUGCGCUGGCCACGACCCCCGAAGGCAGCGAGACCCACAGUGAGCCCGAUAUGCAGGAAGGGGACAAGCGCAGCUCUGCGCCCAACUCCCUGCUGGACCUCGACAUCCCGCUGGCCGUGGCCAAGGAGCGGGCGCACCAGAAGCGCACCAGCAAGCGGGCUCCCCAGAUGGACUGGAGCAAGAAAAACGAACUGUUCAGCAACCUGUGAAUCCACCCUGCGGCAGGGACACCGGCUCUCCCCCAUCCCCUUCGUCCCCACCACCCUGACAGGGAGGACGGGGCUCGGGGUCAGAGAGCAUCCCUGCUGAGGAUGGUGAUGGUGCCCUCGGUCUCCUCCAGCCCUGGCGUGAAGCUUUGUGCGCCCGGCUGUGUGUGGAGCUGUGGGGAGGUUUGGUGACUCGGAGUGGCCGGGUUUGAUGCCCAGUGCUUCUCAUCUCCUCUGCCAGCUCUUCUUCUCCCAUCCCAAAACCCACUUCUGUUUCACCCCCUGAUAAUCUCCCUUUCUUGAGGCUUUUGGUGACUUUCACCAAGCCCUAUGCUGCAGCAAUUCCUCCUGGGGUUGGCACUCUUGACCUUGCAGUGUCCGUCCACGAUGACCCCAUCCCUUCAUUCCUGUGCCCCCGGAGCUGCCCUUGGAGGCACUUGGGCAUCCCACAGCCCCUGCCCCAGGGUUGUUCUAGGAGAGGAGAGGUGUCUGGAACCAGCACAGCAAGCAAUAAUCACCCCCUGUGCUGCUGCUUCUCCUGGAGACAAAGCCAAUCACGGUUUGCAUUCUACACUGCUUAGUUCAAAAGGGUUCUCAAUAGACUGUCGUCUUUGUCCAAAAUGAGAGGUUUUCCAAUCACGUGGUUUGUUUUUUUUUUUUUUUUAAUGUAUUUUGUGGAAAAUUCUUCCCGUGGAUGUUUUGUUUCUGUGUUUUGCAAUCAGGUGUUGUAUUGUCAAGCUGAAGAGAAAUUCUUUACUGGAAUAAAUGUUCCCGACUUCA
Molecule: messenger RNA, 1795 nt
Organism: Lagopus leucura (white-tailed ptarmigan)
Lineage: Eukaryota; Metazoa; Chordata; Aves; Galliformes; Phasianidae
Gene: NHERF1
Product: SLC9A3 regulator 1
Exons: 6
Coding region: 14-1018 (334 amino acids)
Biological process (GO): protein localization to plasma membrane
Cellular component (GO): apical plasma membrane
Molecular function (GO): signaling receptor binding; protein-membrane adaptor activity
Source: RefSeq, a predicted model, not a curated record